AUGCCUUACGUCUCCUCCGCGCGCUACGGCAAGGACAAUGUCCGCGUCCUCAAGGUCUCGCGCGACGCCAGCACCGGCAUCCAGUACGUCACCGAGAUGACCGUCUGCUGCCUGCUCGAGGGCGACAUCGACUCCUCCUACACGCGCGCCGACAACAGCGUCGUCGUCGCCACCGACUCCAUCAAGAACACCACCUUCAUCAUGGCCAAGCAGCACCCCGUCACCCCGCCAGAGCUGUUCGCCUCCAUCCUCGGCAACCACUUCAUCCAAAAGUACAACCACAUCCACGCCGCCAACGUCCGCGUCAUCACCAAGCGCUGGAACCGCAUGGACGUCGACGGCAAGCCGCACCCCCACAGCUUCAUCAAGGACGCCGGCGAGACCCGCAACGUCGAGGUCCGCGCCAGCCGCCGCGACGGCAUCGCCGUCACCAGCUCUAUUGCCGGCCUGUCCGUCCUCAAGAGCACCGGCUCUGCCUUCCACGGCUUCGUCCGCGACGAGUACACCACCCUGCCUGAGACCUGGGACCGCAUCCUCGCCACCGACGUCGAUGCUCGGUGGAACUGGAAGGUCUUCCCCGACCUGCGCGCCGUUGAGCGCAGCAUCCCCAAGUUCGACCGCGCCUUCGAGGCUGCUCGCAACAUCACCCUGAAGCUCUUUGCCGAGGACAACAGCGCCAGCGUCCAGAACACCAUGUACAAGAUGUGCGAGCAGAUCCUCGAGGCCGUCCCGGAGGUCGACAACGUCGCCUAUGCUCUGCCCAACAACCACAACUUUGAGCUUGACCUGACCUGGCACAAGGGCCUGAAGAACACUGGCGAGGAUGCCGAGGUCUACGUUCCCCAGUCCAACCCCAACGGCCUCAUCAAGUGCGAGGUCUCCCGAGAUGGACGGAAUCCCAACAUUGUUAGAGCCAAGAUUUAG
Purpureocillium lilacinum is the source of this 924-nucleotide messenger RNA. RefSeq lists its product as uncharacterized. Gene Ontology annotation, biological process: urate catabolic process; purine nucleobase catabolic process. Gene Ontology annotation, molecular function: urate oxidase activity. Gene Ontology annotation, cellular component: peroxisome. The record is from RefSeq and is a predicted model, not a curated record. NCBI's taxonomy places the organism in Eukaryota, Fungi, Ascomycota, Sordariomycetes, Hypocreales, Ophiocordycipitaceae.